Molecule: messenger RNA, 3206 nt
Organism: Bicyclus anynana (squinting bush brown)
Lineage: Eukaryota; Metazoa; Arthropoda; Insecta; Lepidoptera; Nymphalidae
Gene: Noc1
Product: CCAAT/enhancer-binding protein zeta
Exons: 21
Coding region: 114-3137 (1007 amino acids)
Cellular component (GO): nucleus
Source: RefSeq, a predicted model, not a curated record
CGUCUGUGUUGUCAAUUUGUCAUGCACGUGUUGUUGUUUAUAUUGUUUGAAAUAAUAUUUUUUGCAUGAAUUUAAUAUUAUAUGUGCCCUGAUUAAAGCUAUAAUAUAAAACAAUGAAGCAUAAAAGAUUUGAAGAGAACAUACUAGUUGAUGAAGCGUAUACAAAUUACGGGAAAGUUGAUAAAAAUGCGGAUGAAAAAAAAGGUUAUGGGAUCGCUAAACAUUUUGCAGACUCUUUGGAGUAUGGAGACAAAAAGAAGUGGUUUCAACAGCUACCAGAAGAACCAUCAGCAGUCAGUAAUAGUUUAUCAUCUGAAAAAGUUGAAGAGCUGAGGCGAGAAGCCAACAGUGCCCUGCAUGGAGACACAUUGGCUUAUGAAACAAAAAGUGGUAAAAACAGCUCAUCAGACCAUCAGUGGGCUAAAACACUGUUGACAAAAGGCACUAUAGCAGACAGAGUUGCAGCUGCCACUAUACUGAUACAGGAUAAUCCAAUAUACAAUUUAACAGCACUCAGGAAUCUAAUAAAUGGCGUCAAACCAGCUAAAAAGAAAGAUGGGAUUGUCAUUAUUGAUGCAUUAUCAGAGCUUCUUAUAUCUGAGUUGCUCAUACCAGAUGCCAAGCUACGUACAUUUGAACAGCACCCGCUGGACAAAAUAGAUGAGAUCACAUCCGGUAACAAGCAGGCUCGGAGAAACAUCCUCAAGCUGUGGUACUAUGAGGAUCAGCUUAAAGAGCUGUAUGGAACAUAUGUGGAGGCAUUAAAUAAGUUUGCACAUGACUCGGUGGAUGCCAACAAGGAGAAGUCUGUAAGUGCUAUGUCCUACCUCUUGAUGCAUCAUCCUGAAAGGGAAAAGAUGCUGCUAAGUAACAUAAUAAACAAGUUGGGAGACCCGAGCCAGGCGGUGGCGUCCAAGGUCAUCUACCACCUGUGCCAACUGCUCUACAACCACCCCAACAUGAAGGCUGUUGUGCUCACCGAGAUUGAGAAAAUGUUGUUCAGGUCGAACAUUUCGCCCCGCGCGCAGUACUACGGGAUAUGUUUUCUGAACCAGUUCUACCUCGGCAAGGAUGACAGUAGAAUAGCUGAGAACUUGAUAAGAAUAUACUUCGCAUUCUUUAAGGCUUCUAUCAAAAAGGGUGAGAUAGACUCUCGUCUAAUGUCCGCCAUACUGACGGGCGUGAAGCGCGCCUACCCGUUCGCCGACAAAGACCGCCUGGCCGAAGCCGCCAGCCACGUGGACGCCAUCCACCGGCUGGUGCACCUGGCGAGCCUCAAUGUGGCCAUUCACGCGCUGGCCCUGCUGUACCAUAUCAGCGACGCUAGCAAAGGCACCUCUGAUAGAUACUACACGGCUCUGUACCGGAAAUUGACAAAUGCUGAAAUAUUCAACACCACACAUUCCGCAUUACUCUUCUCGCUCAUUUACAAGUCCGUGAAGCAGGACAGCAACAUCCCGCGAGUGACGGCGUUCAUAAAGAGAUUGUUACAGUUAUGCUGUUACAUGAAUCCUGCACAAUCUUGCGGGAUGCUGUUCCUGAUAUCGCAAGUUCUGAAGAGUAGCGAGAAGAAAGACGCGCUCAAACUGGUUUGGAGUAAAAGGGAACUAAAAGAGGAAAUCAAAGAAGACCCAGAAACAGAACAAACUACAGAAGAAAUAAAAGACGAAAGUGACAAUGUAAUGUUAGAAGUAACAGACACAGGAAGUAAAAAAGAAGAUAAUGAAGAAGAAGAAGAAGUUAAAGUGGAGUCAAAGAAGAUUGACCUUCUGCAUGGUGAUAAGAGAGAUCUGCUCAUAGAUGAUGACGAAGAAGCCUACGUGGACCUGAAGAUCGACGAGGAAGGCAACAUAAAGCCUAAGAAACGACGUGCAACCGCCGUUACCGGCUGGUACCACGCCAAGGUUAAGCCUGAUGAGAAGGCGGACGAUGUUGAGGAUAAGGAGACUACCACCAACAUACAGUUGAAGAAGAGCAUAAAUAUGGAUAGAGUGAUAACAGAGUACAGUCCGUACGCACGCAACCCUGCGUACUCGGGCGCGCACUGCAGCGCGUACGUGGAGCUGCUGCCGCUGGCCAACCACUUCCACCCCUCCGUCAAGCUUUUCGCCGACAAGCUGAUACACGAACAAAUCAUCCAAUACAGCGGUGACCCGCUCAAAGACUUCGCCGGGAUCCGUUUCUUGGACCGAUUCGUGUUCAAGAAUCCGAAGAAACGUGCAACCGAGCAGGUGGAAGGCGAAGUCAAGAGGGUCAAGGGUUCGCAUCCCAAGUUUGCUAUACGGAGAAACUAUACUGCGAAGGGUAUCAAAAGUGUGUCAGUGAUCUCGUCUACAUACUUAAACGAAGACGCCAAGAAGAUCCCUGUGGACGAGAAGUUUUUAUACGAUUUCCUACAAAAGCGGCGCCAUGUGAAAGACUCUGACGACGAGGACAGUGACAACGAGUCGGUCACCAGCGAGGACUUCGAACAGUACCUCGACUCCUUCACCGGCACCAAGGCUACACAAGAGUCCGACGAGGAACUAGACUACCUGGCAGAAAUGGCAGCGACGAAACAGAAACGUCCCAAAGGUGACAAACAGAGUGAUGAUGAGCUCGGCGAUGAUGACGGCGAUGAUGAUGAUGUGGACGGUGAAAAUAGUGCUGAUGAAGAUGGCAGUGACGGCGAACUAAACAUAUCCGGUGACGAGGACGAACCUGCGCUGUCUGGUGACGAAGAUGAACUACUACUUGAAGACAGUGACGAGGAUGAACAAAUAGAUGUGCCCUCUAAAAAAUCAGCAAAAAAUAAAAUGAAACUAAAAGGAGGCGACGACUUGGGUUCAUUAUUCGCUUCAGCUGAAGAAUUCUCAACUCUAUUAGAAGAGACAGCAUCAAACAAAAAACAAGGUUCAAGUCAAGCUGUUUCCAACACAGAUAAUGCAAGCACAAAACAACUUGCUUGGGAGGAUAACAGAGAUAGAUGGAUCAAAGGGUACAACAAAAAAAUCCUCGGACACAAAGGAAAUAAUAAAAAGUUUAAAAAGAAAAACUUCAAAGGAAAUCCAAACAAAAUGGCGGACAAGAAAAAAGGCGGGAAACGAAAAGGCGGCGAUGUUCACAGUGCUGGCGGGAAAAAGAGAAAACAUAACUAACUUCGUAAUACAAUAUACAAUAAUAAGUAACUUUGUAAUAUAAUAUGCAAAUAAAUGUUUAUAAAUGUG